CUCUCUCUCAUCAGAUUUUUCCACACUCCAAUUUCUUUCUUUCUUUUAUAAAACCUUCUAUUUCAACUACUUCGUCUUCAACACUCUCUUUCUUUCUUUCUCUCUCUCUCUCUCUCUCUCUCUCUCUCUCUGAGUUUUUCUGUGAUUGUGUGUUUUCGAUUAGGAUGCCACAAGUUGAUUUGGAAAUCCUAGUUUCAGCCUGCGCCGGCGGAUCUGAUCGGAGAAUCGCCUGCGAAACUCUCGCCGACGGAGAUCAUCACAAGCCGGACCAGCCAGAUCAAGAAGAUGUUCCUCCGGAUUUCCCGCCGGAAUCGUUCUGGCUCUCCAAAGACGCCGAGUUCGACUGGGUCGACCAGCGCGCCUUCUACGAGCGGAAAGACUCGGCCAAAGGAAGCGUUAGUUCGACGAACUUGAAUCCGAAUCUGAACCCGAGCUCCAACUCCAACUCUCAGCGGUUCUCUCGGAACUUGAAGUCCAAGGCUUCGAUUAUCGGCUUGCCCAAGACUCAGAAGUCUUGUUUCGUCGAUGCGAAGAACCGCCGGAACGGCAAACCCGGCAAACCUGGAAACACUCGGUUGUUUCCGAAACGGUCCGGAUCCGUCGGAAAAUCGGAGGCUCCGCUGGUGGAACCGUCGUCGCCGAAGGUUUCCUGUAUCGGAAGGGUGAGAUCGAAGCGAGAUCGGCAUCGCAGAAUGAAGAGUCGGCAGAUGUCCUCUGGACGGGAGCCGGAGAAAGAGAAACCGGCCCCGAAACGAAAAACCGGGUUGUUCGCCACUGUUCGGGCUAUUUUCCGGUCCCGUACCCGAGAAAAGAGGGUGUCUAGGAUCAGCGCGCCGAAAACUGAAUCGCCUCCGAGAUUUAGCGCCACGAUUGGACCGCGUGGCAGCACGGCGUCCGAUAUUGACGCGUCAUUUGCCGAGUCGCUUCCGAGAAAGAGCGUUUCGGAGAUUGAACCACCCGGUUUGGGAGGCAUGAAUCGGUUCGCAUCCGGUAGGAGGUCCGACUCGUGGGCCGGCGACCUUGCUUGAUCCGAUUCGUCGGCUAAUUUCGUUCGGCGACAGCGAGCGGUGUGGGCUCCAGACAUGCAAGUUGGUAGGGUCGCGAUUGCCGAUUGGAAGUCUUCAGUAGGGCCUGCUUCAUUUCUGAUUGGCCGUUGGAUGACGAGGCACGUUGAAAUAACGGUUUCCCCCCCUCCAAGGGUGAAAGGUGAUUAAUAGUUACCAGAGUUUUAUACACGUUUUUAAUUUUUUUUUUUUCUUUUGUUUUUCUUUUUUAGGAUAAGAUUUUGUAAAUAUGUACGAGUGUUCUGGAAUUAGCAGCUGUAAAUUUUUCUUUUUUGUGCUAGUUUUAUAUAAUAAAAUUUCAAUUAAUCUGAA
Messenger RNA from Corylus avellana, 1376 nucleotides. RefSeq lists its product as uncharacterized. The record is from RefSeq and is a predicted model, not a curated record. NCBI's taxonomy places the organism in Eukaryota, Viridiplantae, Streptophyta, Magnoliopsida, Fagales, Betulaceae.